GGCAACGUAUGACGCCGGGGCACCUCUCGCCCUCUGGGCGUGUCUAUCCUGGCUCUGUCCCCGCCCUCUGGGAGUGUAAAGGCUGAGCGGGCAGGCGGCGGGCACAGUGUGUACGGAGAGGGAGCGGGUGAGGAGGAGGGCGCAGCCCCGGCGGCUCAGGCACGCGUUCCGUUUAUUAUCACGAUCCGGAUCCCGGCGGCUCGGACAGGCCUUGGUUGUCACGGAGAGUGUCCCAGCGGCUGCCCGUUAUAGUGUUGUUUAUUUGCUUGGCAGAAGUUGGUGACGGUAACGGAAUAAGCAUACAAAAAUGGCUCAGGAAACAAAUCAAACACCAGGACCUAUGCUGUGCAAUACAGGCUGUGGCUUUUAUGGAAAUCCAAGGACAAACGGAAUGUGUUCAGUUUGUUAUAAAGAACAUCUUCAAAGGCAGAAUAGUGGAAGGAUUAGCCCAAUGGGAGCAGCAAGUGCUUCAAGUAGUCCUACAUCAGAAGCUGCAGUUAUUCAGAGAGUAGAGACUGCAUUGAGUAACUGUGAAAGUGCUGCUGGCAGCCCAACCGACAAAUCGAGAAAUGUGCCUGUGGCAUCUCUGCCUGUAACUCAGCAAAUGACAGAAAUGAGCAUUUCAAGGGAAGAAAAUAUUGCCUCUCCAAAAGCUGAAUCAUCAGAACCUGUGGUGACCCAGCCAAGUCCAUCUGUAUCCCCACCCAGCACAUCUCAAAGUGAGGAAAAAGGCACAGAACUUCCUAAACCAAAGAAGAACAGAUGUUUUAUGUGCAGGAAGAAAAUUGGCCUUACAGGAUUUGACUGCCGUUGUGGCAAUCUGUUUUGUGGACUACAUCGUUACUCUGACAAGCACAACUGUCCUUAUGAUUAUAAAGCAGAAGCUGCUGCAAAAAUACGGAAAGAAAACCCUGUCGUUGUGGCAGAAAAAAUUCAGAGAAUAUAAACAAUACACAACUUGUGAAGACUUUACAUUUUUCCUUUUGAUUUUAAUAUUGUAGGGAAACCUUUAAGGAGCAGAUGCAUGUCCAUUUUUCUUCUGAUGUUAUCCAGAAUUUAUUUUGUGAUUUGUGCUUUUUUUUUUUUUUUUUUUGGGUUGUUUGUAAACAGGCAAAAUUGGAUUGAUACAGCUGUUUUCCCAACUUGUAUAUCUGAGCCCAGAGAACAUGAACUGUUUCAAGACUAGCAUACACUAUCCAUUAAGUGCAUAUCAUCUGGUGCAAUGUAAAGUAAUGUGCCAAAGUAGACUUCAAAGCUGCAUGGCUGCAACGGAUGAUAUCCAGCUUGUAGUCUGAUCGCUCAUAGCAAAUGACUGGGGAAAAUACCUGUAACAUUAAUUGACGCACCAGAUACUGAUGUAUUUUACCAUAAUUGCACCCUUUUUUCGGUUUUGACUCCUGCAUGGAUUUAGUUUGUAUCCUGUUGGUUUGCAACUGGAUACUGUUAGAUCAACUUUCAUGGGGAAAUGGAAAACUCUUGUGGAUAUACUAUCGGCCUGCUUGGUUAUUUUUAUUAAUUUUUUUAAUGUUUUCUUUUCCUUCCCUCCCUCCCCAAUCCCACGAAUCCACCCAAUUAUUGGCUAUAUUUUGCUAAAAGAGUUUUGUGGGCCUUCUUUAUCCAGUUACCUGCAAGACUAACAUCUUGAUCUGUUCUAGUCUGUAAUGACAACCUCUUAAGAUCUGUAAGCUUUAUCACUGGAAACAUGCUAUAGCAAGUGGAUUCUAGCAUGUAGUUUAUUUUUUUUACUUUUACUUGGGUCAGAAUGAGUUAUUGCACAGUCAAAAUGUGACAAUUUAUGUUAUGCAUAAUUUAAGUUUUAAUUUCAUACAUUGUUUUUCUUGCAGAUUUCUUGUACUUGCUCUUUAGUGUGUAAUAAACAUUUGAUAAAUGCCCUAAAUACCACAGGGUCAUGAGAUACUGAAAACUAAAGCUUCAUCUAUGAGUUGGGGUAGGCCAUUCAACAUUAAUUCAACAUUAAUAUAGCAAUUUUGAAAAACUUUGUAAUUACUCCACCCCACUGUGCCUUUGCUGCCCCUGCAAAAUUCUAAGCUUACAAAUGCUUAAGGGUUGUCAGGUAAUGUUUCCCGACACAUCAUUGCAUAGCUAAAACUUAACCCUUGCAGUGAGCACCUUUAUGCAAACCUAUCUGGGCAAUAUAACUAGCAUUAUUUUCUGAACUUAACCAUAGGAUUUUUUUUUUUUUUUUUUUUACAGUAUGACUAAAUUGCACAGAUUUGCAUGAGAAACCAUACCUUGGCUGCUGUAGGCUAUUCCCCCACUAGUCAUACCAGGAACCACAUUGAGGGCUGCUAAACACGUUUUUAUUUUCUUUUGGUUUUAAUAAAGUACCUGUGUGUAGGACUGUAAUUUUCUUGGUUAUAUUGCAUGGGCUGCAUUACCUACAGCUUUGUACAAAUCAACUCUAGAAAAAAGCAGUAGACUUCACUUGUCAAUCACUUCUGUGUUCUAAUGGAAGGUUUUCUUGUAAUUAAUUUCUUGUAUUUUUAGAUAAGCGCAACUUUUAGAGUAGUAUUGUGAUAAUGCCUGUUCUCAUCUGUAAAUAGUUGAAGUAUGUUCACUUGGCUUCACUUUAAAAUUUUACUUUUACUUUUGUUUGCUGUCCCUAGUUUACUUGGCAACAUCAGAAUUUUGCUUUAAACCUUGUAUUUUUUUGUUAUUAGAUAUGCAAACGUGUACAGAAGAUAGUUCAUAUUUAUGUAUUGCACAUAAUCAUGCUCUCCAGCAUCUAUGCUAUAUUGUAUUAUGUAAAUAAUAAAGUUAUGUACAGAGGAAA
Messenger RNA from Pelobates fuscus (common spadefoot toad), 2794 nucleotides. RefSeq names its product zinc finger AN1-type containing 5 (gene ZFAND5). The record is from RefSeq and is a predicted model, not a curated record. The transcript has 6 exons. NCBI's taxonomy places the organism in Eukaryota, Metazoa, Chordata, Amphibia, Anura, Pelobatidae. Gene Ontology annotation, molecular function: zinc ion binding; DNA binding. The coding region runs from base 308 to 946 and encodes 212 amino acids.